AUGUCUCCGGAAACAACACCAUCAUCGUUUUUUGAAAUAUUCCCAGCCUCAGAAAUAUUAUUGGAAUCCUGUCAGAAAAAAACAAAAAUUCCUGAGGUAAACGAUUACGUCGUAGUCAAACUCUUGGCCCAACGGAGCGUCAAACAUUACGUUGCCGUUAUUAUCUCUAAAACUGAAGACGAAAUUGUAGCCAAGUUCAUGAGGAAGUCUCUUGGAAAUAAGUUUUCUUUUCCCUCUAUUGAUGAUAUUGCCAAUAUUGAGUUGCAUGAGGUUGCUGAAAUUUUAAGUCAACCUGCAAUCAAUAACAGGCAACAGUAUACUUUCAAUAUUGAUUUUUCGAAGUAUAAAAAUAUUAACACCAAAUUUUUGAACGGCACCAUAUUCGUCGAUGUAGGCAAAACUCACCCAAAACUUAUAUUUGAUGGCUACGAGUACGCUUUUGAACAGAGAACACUUCAGGAGACCCAUUGGAGGUGCAGCAAUUAUCUAGAAUCAUUUUCAGAUGUAGUUUACUACAAGUUUGGCUACAAACAUCCAAAAAUAAUCUUCGAAGGCGUAGACUACCGAAUAGAUUUCAAGUCGGCAGGAAAAACUUCUUGGAGGUGUAGCUACUACUACAGAACAAAAUGUAGAGCCAAGUUGUUUACUGCUGGCAAUAUCGUCAAUGUUCUUGGAGAACACAAUCAUGAACAUAGAAAGGAUUUGUAUCCUACGGAUUAUACUAAUUCACAAAAGGUUACUGUACUUCGUGAAACGAAGGUGAAGCCUUUGUGGUGA
Molecule: messenger RNA, 777 nt
Organism: Ceutorhynchus assimilis (cabbage seed weevil)
Lineage: Eukaryota; Metazoa; Arthropoda; Insecta; Coleoptera; Curculionidae
Source: the annotation of a GenBank genome assembly